Molecule: messenger RNA, 2294 nt
Organism: Acyrthosiphon pisum (pea aphid)
Lineage: Eukaryota; Metazoa; Arthropoda; Insecta; Hemiptera; Aphididae
Product: elongation of very long chain fatty acids protein 7-like
Exons: 9
Coding region: 335-1126 (263 amino acids)
Biological process (GO): fatty acid elongation, monounsaturated fatty acid; fatty acid elongation, saturated fatty acid; sphingolipid biosynthetic process
Cellular component (GO): endoplasmic reticulum membrane
Molecular function (GO): fatty acid elongase activity
Source: RefSeq, a predicted model, not a curated record
CUAGGUAUGCAGAUUGUAGGAAGCUAUGACUUCUGUAUAAUAGCUAAAGGUACAAAUAUUGAAGCCAGAUCUAUUUAAAAAAUGUACCUUUAAUAAUUUAAGUGAAGGUUCAUUUUUAAUUCGUAAAUAAUUAAAAACUGUAUUGUGUACGUCAGUAUAACGUCGAAUUAAUAAUAGUUGCAUAACUUUUUUGUGUUUUUAUAUUUGGAUUAUAAGAGAUUAAAAUUUUUGAAUGCGGCUUAUUUGAUAAUAACCGACGACGCCCCUGGGAGCCGCGACGCACAGGUUGAAAACCACUGUACCACUAGUAUAAAUUUUUGGAUGAAACCAGUAGAUGUCUGUGUUAUUGAGCAGUAUUCAGCAGUUGGUAGAACAAAACACUGAUCCUCUUGUUAAAGAUCUUUGGCUUAUGGGAUCAAUAUGGCCAAUCACAAUUGUAGUGAUUGCAUAUUUGUACUUUGUUCUUAAACUUGGACCGGAAUUCAUGAAGUUUCGUAACCCUUACAACAUUGACCGCAUUGUUAUGAUUUAUAAUGCCGUACAAGUUAUAUUUUCUUUGUACUUAGUGAAAGAGGCAUUUAGACUGGUGUGGCUGCGAGACGAUUACCGAUUCUUUUGCGUUGAAAGAAGUAAAGAUGACCCUGAUAUAGCAAGCCAACAAAUAUAUACAGUUUGGCUGUUCCUCAUUAGUAAAUGUAUGGAUCUCCUAGACACAGUUUUUUUUAUCCUAAGAAAAAAACAAAGUCAAAUAACGUUUUUACAUGUUUACCAUCAUACUUUGGUUGUAACACUUGGCUGGUAUUUAACUAAUUUUUAUCCAGGAGGACAAGCCGCAUUCUUUGGUACCAUUAAUGCAUUUGUGCAUGUUAUAAUGUAUACCUACUACUUAUUGACUGUAAUAAGCCCAGAAUACAAAAAAGCCUGGUGGAAAAAAUAUUUAACGACUAUACAACUGGUGCAAUUCGUCAUUACUGGACUACAUGGAUUUAUUACACUAUUUGAGCCUGACUGCGAUUUCCCAAGAAUCAUAAUGCUAUUAGCAAUUCCACAAGAUAUAUUUAUGUUCAUUUUGUUCUGGGACUUUUAUAAAAAAGCAUACAUUAAACCAAAGAAGAUUAAACAAUGAUGAAUUCGCAAAAGAUUAUAAAAUAAAAAUAUUUAUUAUUUUUUCCUUACCAAUUUUUUUUUUUUUUGUUUAUAUUAUCUCCAUACUUAACGGAAAGACAAAAUGCUUAUAAAAUACUGAUUUUAUUUUUCAAUAGGUAUUCAAUUUAAUAAACUCAUUUUAUGAUACAAAUAGUUUUAAUAAACAAUAUGAAAAGCACAUAGAUUAUAAUACAUUAAAUUCAAAUACUUGUGUACUAAUUAGGAGUUUGGAAGAAUUGAUUUGUAAAUAAUUUCUUUUAACAAUGUUGGCAUGCCGCUAUAAUAGGUGUCUACUAUAUAUGUACUAAUAUCUACCAACCAAACAUUUUUAGAGAAUUGGUGUAUUUAAUUUUUGAUAUACUAAGUUAGAUAAGUUUUUGAGUGAUGGAUAAUAUAUUAAUUAAUCAAAUACAUGGUGUAUUGGACAUAAAGACUAUCAAUAUAUCAGGAUAUGCUUACGUCUUGAGUUUUUACGAAUAGAAAAAUUGUAUUAUAAAACUCUGAUAUUGUUCAUUAUUAUUAAUCAGUUUUUUACUUCAGUUGAAAUACGAAAAAAUAAUUUUAAUUAUUUUAAUUAAUUAUUAAGUUUAAACAGUUGAUUAUGUCAAAAAAAUGGUGAAAUUAUAUAAAUUUAUUUUGGUUUUUAUGUAAAUAUUGUAGUAAAUGAAAUUUAAAAAAAUAUGAAAUUUAAUUAUAUGAGAAUGGUUUAUUUGUUCAAAAAAUUAUUUUGUAUUUAAUAAUGUUAAAUAUUAUUUUCAUGAAAAUCAUAAUAACCACUUUAUUUUGAAAUUAUUCCCACUGGUUUAUUUAAUUGCUUGACUCACCUGCGUUGGUUAAAAAUGUAUGAAAAUAAUCAUUAAUUACCUACCAACGAUUUGCAAAUUAUUGUAAAUAAUACACAGUCUCAUACUUUCAUUAUAAGUUAUAACUACAGAUAAUUGUAUAUUAGAUUUAUUUAUCGUACUUUAUAGAAUAUAUAGUUAAUGUAUUAUAUUAUAGAAAGGAAAAAUGUAAGUGUAAAUUAAUAUAUUAUGUAUAAUUUAAAAUGUUUAAAAGUUGUAUUGCUUACAAGGAAAUUGCUUAUAAGGAUACAUUGUAAUCAUACACUAUCACGAAUCUAAAUAAAUCUAGUCGAUGGUUAUUUUAAA